This is a messenger RNA of Hordeum vulgare subsp. vulgare (domesticated barley), 868 nucleotides long. Its product is annotated as citrate-binding protein-like. NCBI's taxonomy places the organism in Eukaryota, Viridiplantae, Streptophyta, Magnoliopsida, Poales, Poaceae. The transcript has 2 exons. The coding region runs from base 27 to 674 and encodes 215 amino acids. The record is from RefSeq and is a predicted model, not a curated record.
GACACGCAGCUAGCACACAGACUACAAUGGCGUCUCUCGCAACGUUUUCUUGGAUCAGUUUGUAUCUGCUGGCUGUCCUCCUAGCGCCGGCGAGCGCUCAAGACCCGACGGCCGGGUUCACCGCCGUGAGCCUCAGCGAGAGCAACUUCCAGCUUCAGAAGCCGUACAACAUGCCGAGCAGCGCGCGGUAUAGCUUCGACGGCACGGUGCGGCGGAUGUGGGUGCUGUCCUCCGACGAGCCCUUCUCGCCACAGAGCGACACCAAGCCAAGGACGGAGAUGAGGAUGACCGGACACGACUACUCUUCCGGCGUGUGGCAAUUUGAGGGCUCCGUGUACGUGCCAUCGGGCACAUCUGGAGUGUCCAUCAUGCAGGUGUUUGGCGGCGGCGAGACGGCCACCACGUUGAUGCUGCACGUCUACAAUGGCGCGCUGAGGUACUACAACCAGAAGCCCGUCGAGGACAACAUCUACAACCGUUGGCUCCGGGUGAACGUGAUCCACGAUGUCGGGGCGUCGAGACUCACCGUGUUCAUCAAUGGACAGCAGAAACUGAGCGAACCCGGCCGCGGCGGCAACUCACACUACUUCAAAUUCGGCGUCUACACGCAGAGGGAAGCCUCCAGCCGCAUGGAGUCACGCUGGAAGAACGUCAGGAUCCUCAAGAAAAACUGACGUCCAAUAUUUGAUACUAGACCAUAAAGACGUGCGUUGCUGCGCCUGUUCAGGAUAAUAAAGAAAUAUACUAAUACUUGGCAAUAAUCAAGGUGGUUUCAAUAUCUGAGAUACUUAUUAGUAUUGUACUGAAAAUUCAACUCGGUGCCUGGGCUCAUCUACAUGUAAGAAAAGGAAAAUAAAAUGAAAAGCAU